This is a messenger RNA of Branchiostoma belcheri (Belcher's lancelet), 1155 nucleotides long. Its product is annotated as fibrinogen-like protein A. The record is from RefSeq and is a predicted model, not a curated record. NCBI's taxonomy places the organism in Eukaryota, Metazoa, Chordata, Leptocardii, Amphioxiformes, Branchiostomatidae. The coding region runs from base 171 to 1136 and encodes 321 amino acids. The transcript has 4 exons.
UCCAGUGGUCAGUAGUGACCGGGGAAGGCCAGACUGACCAGUUCACCCUGUCACUGUGCAGGGUUUGGGAGGAGUGCAUUGAGACAGUUAAUGCAGGACUAGCUACUGAGAACAACCUGGAGAACUCUGAGCUGGGAACUACUCAGGCGAUCUGUGGUGACUUUCUGGACAUGUUAGAGAAGCAUGGCGUGGACUGUGGAACCUUGCAGGGCCCUGAAGAAGAAACAGCUGGAGUUGGACAGCUGCUGUCCUCAGAACAGGCUCAUCCUGGUGAUGAGGAACAGCAACAAGCGUCUCUACCAAAUCCUGGCAAUGAAGAAGAGGCACAGAACGGAGAACCAGGCUACAAGCAACACCUUCCACCCAGAAACCCGAGCAACACUGUCAACCUUUGGCGAGAAAACCAUUUUGAAGACUGCUCUGAGAUUCAUACUGCUCAGGCCAUGUUUGGUUCUAUAGCCAGCGGGGUGUUUUCUGUCAAACCAGUUACUGUACAUGCUCGCGACCCAAUCUCUGUAUACUGUGAUCAGACCACAGAUGGGGGAGGGUGGACGGUCAUACAGAGGAGGUUUGACGGGUCCCUUGAGUUUUUCCGAGAGAUUGGUGCUUAUCACUAUGGGUUUGGGGACUCCACUGGCGAAUACUGGCUGGGGUUAAACAACAUCUACCAUAUCACAGCCCAGAAUGCGUACGAGUUGUACAUAGAGCUGGAAGACUGGUCUGGGAAUGUGAAGUUUGCUCGAUACUCCAGCUUCUCAGUCGGUCCGGCUAGUGAUUACACACUGAUUGUUGGGGGGUACAGUGGGACAGCAGGGGAUGGGUUCUAUCUGUCGAGUUCAUCAUAUACCAAUAUGAAGUUCAGCACCCGUUGGUAUGACCAAGACACUGACUCCUCAUGUUCACUGGCAGAAAAGUUUGGUGGUGGCUGGUGGUACGGUAGCGGCAGCCGCAGUAACCUGAACGGACCGUACUUCCAUGAAAUCGACGGCUUCAAUAUUAAUGGCAACAAUGGUUAUGGCAUCUUGUGGUUUCCUUUCAAUGGUAACCCUUACUAUUCUCUAAAGAAGACCAAAAUGAUGGUCCGUCCUGCCGACUUCAGCGCCAGGGUGGCAAACAUGAGGCUAGAAAACAAGUAAAAUCCUAAAAGUAAAUACA